This is a messenger RNA of Xiphophorus maculatus (southern platyfish), 1096 nucleotides long. It is a transcript of the gene dnajb13, whose product is annotated as DnaJ heat shock protein family (Hsp40) member B13. Gene Ontology annotation, cellular component: cytosol. Gene Ontology annotation, molecular function: protein-folding chaperone binding. Lineage: Eukaryota; Metazoa; Chordata; Actinopteri; Cyprinodontiformes; Poeciliidae. Bases 116 to 1069 code for a protein of 317 amino acids. The record is from RefSeq and is a predicted model, not a curated record. The transcript has 8 exons.
AUGGCAACCAACAUCAACACGCACCAGGCUGCUUCGUCUUAGUCGAUUUUUCAACGCGAGUUGAAGUUUUGUAUUUUCUCAGGCAGCUAGCGAGCUGUAAGUGUUUAUCCUCACCAUGAACCGUGAUUACUACGAGAUUCUUGAGCUAAACAGAAACGCAACAGAUGCGGAUAUCAAAAAGGCAUACCGACGUCUUGCGUUGAAGUUUCAUCCGUGUAAAAACAAAGAAGUUGGAAGUAAGGUGAUAUUCCACGACCUGGGUGAAGCCUACGAUGUUCUCAGUGACCCAAGAAAAAAGGCAACUUAUGACAAAUUUGGUGACGAGGGACUCAAAGGUGGUAUCCCUGUAGAGUUUAGCAGUGGUGGAACUUGGUCCUCCAAAUAUACCUACCAUGGCAAUCCUGACAAAACGUUCAGACAGUUCUUUGGAGGUGACAACCCAUUUGCAGAUUUUCACACCAUAGAAUCAGCUCUUCAGUUCAGCUCCCUGGUGGUAGGAGUUGAGAAAACACAAGAUUCUCCAAUAGAAAGAGAUCUCCCUUUGUCCCUGGAUGAUCUCUUCCACGGAUGCAUAAAGAAGAUUAAGAUUUCUCGCAGGGUUAUGAAUGAGGAUGAACAAACUUCCAGUAUCAAGGAAAAGAUUCUGACUAUCGAAGUAAAACCUGGAUGGACGGAAGGCACCAGAAUCGUUUUCACCAAAGAGGGAGAUCAGGGACCAAACUGCAUCCCUGCAGACAUUGUGUUCAUAGUGCGGGAGAAGCCUCAUCAUUCGUUUACAAGACAGCUCAGUGACCUCAUCUUCAAGGCCAAGAUCUCUCUGGAGAUGGCCCUGACUGGCUUCUCUGUGAAUGUGGAGACACUAGAUGGCAAGCUGCUCACCAUUCCUGUCAAUGACAUUGUGCACCAGUCGUACAAAAAAGUGCUGAGUGGAGAGGGAAUGCCGCUGCCGCAGGAUCCGACCCAGAGAGGAAGCCUCAUCCUCACCUUUGACAUUGAAUUCCCAGAAAAGCUCUGCGCUGAAAGCAAGCAUCUGAUCAAACAAGCUCUAAAUCUGAAAUAUUCACACUAGUUUAGCUAAAUGUGUGGCACUCCCAAA